GUGAUACAAAGUAUGUAAUGAGAAUCAAGAAUAUUCAAUAGUUUGUUAAAAUGAUUUCGUUAUAAGAGGUCUACAAAAUGUUUAAAAAGUUAAAGGAUAAGUUAGCAGAAGAGGUGAAAUCUUCACCUCAGAGAAUUCAACAAUUUGCUCAGGCAGCGCAGGCUGCUGUAACAUCAGCAUCCAGCAGCAUUUCGGAUAUUACAAAUAAUGAUUUAUUUUCUAUUGGAGAUAAUGAUGUUAGUCAUAAAAGUCCUACAUCAGCUGCACAACAACAAAGAUUCCAUGAAAUAUCUCUGGCCCAGCAGAAAAUUUCGCAAACAGGUUUAGAGACACCAGAUAUAUCAUUCCAUGAUGAGGAAAACUCAAGACAGAGGCGUUUGUCUAACAGUUCAUUUGCAAGUGAUAUAUCCUUCAGACUACCAACAUAUGAGAGUCCAUCUAUGUAUCAUAUUCAGUCUGAUAUGGAUGUGUCUGCCAGUGAAGCAGAAGAGAAAGGUUUCAGCGGAGGUAUGGUGAACCUGGACAGAGUAACAAAGGAGCAAUUGUACUCUGCAUACAGAAGAACACGAGAUAGAUUCACCAAGUAUAAAACACAGUACGCAGAUCUAGCGAGACAUUACAAACUACUGGAAAGAGAAAAUGCAAAAGCGAGGAAUGUGCUAGUUGAAACUCAAGACAAGGCUUUAAGAAGAAUUUCAGAACUAAGAGAGCAGUGUACUUUAGAACAAAGUGCAAAGGCACAUCUUGAAAAAGCUCUUCGUGAGGACAUUGAAGAGAAAAAUAUGAAAAUAGAUUCAUUAAAUAUGAAACUAAAGAUUUUGCAAGGAAACAAUGAAAGUGAUAAUUUUAAUAUUACACAGGAAGAUUCAAAUGAUAAUGAAAGUAGCGCACAGUUAAUUGAUUUAGGCCUUAAUCAAGAACACGGAAUAACAAAUCCAGAGCCUUUACAAUCUGAAAUAACAGCUUUGAAUAACAAAGUUGAAAAAAUGGAAAAGUUGUUGAACAAAUAUAAAGAAUCUCUCAAAAUAAGUAAAGAAAAGAAUGCGCAGAUGACUGCAGAACUACUAAUUUUGUCAACUGAUUUAGAAAAUAAAAAUGAGGAAAAUGAAGUUUUGAAAUCAAGUAAUUUAGAAUUAACAGAAGCAAAAAAUAAAAUAGAAGAAUUAAAAAAUAGUAUCGAAGAGAUCCAAAAUAAUAAUACAGCCUUUGAAUUCUCAAAAAAUAAAGAAAUUUCAGUACUCAAAUUAGACCUUGAACAAGCCCAUGAUGAAAUAACGAAAUUAAAAGGUAACAUUGAAGGCUUAAAGAAGAGAGAAGAAGAAUAUGCAAUUUCAUUAGCAGAAAACAAAUUGCGUAUUCACAAAGAGCUUGAGUCAAAAGAAGCAGAAAUAAAAUCUUUAAAAGAUAGUUUAUCCUUAUCUCAAAAUGAAGUCCAAUCACUUAACAUUGUUCUUAGUGACUACAAAAAGAAUCUAUCUUUGUUAGAAGAAGAGCGUUCAAAAUUAAAUAAUAAUUUGAAUGAACUCAAUACAGCUAGAUUAAAAAUAAAGGAACUAGAACAACAACUAGAUGAAGUUAACAAAAAUUGUCAGGUUAUCGAACACUCAAAAGUAAAAUUAGAUGAAGAAUAUAAAUGCUUGGAAUUACAAUUGAAACAAGAAACAGCUGAGAAGUUAGCAAUGAUAGAUCGUAAUGUCUAUUUGGAAAAUAGGAACACACAAAUAUCAGAAGAGUGUUCGAAAAAGAGCCAACAAAUUCAUAAAUUGGAAGUUGAGCUUAAGACAUUCACAAACAAUAAAGAUUCUCAAUUGGAUUGUUCAUUAGAAAACACAAAAUUACUUGAAGAAGUGGAUAAAUGGAAGUCAAAGUAUAAUCUGUUAGAAUCUGAGAUCCAAGAAGAAAGAGAAGAAUUAGUCAAACUACAGACAGAAAUCGAGAAGCUUUUAUGUAAUCAUGAAUCUGUACAAACUGACAAUAUUAGAUUACACGCUGAAUUAUCAGAAUUGAAAUCUAAAAAUAAAUUUUUGAUAGAACAAAAUACACAAAUUAAAUUAUUAUCAACAUUAUUAUUUAAUAAGGUGACAAAUUUGAAGCAAGAUAUUUUUAUUUUUAAGGAGGAAAUGAAGUUAACUUCAGAAGAAUUGAUUCGCGAUAUUAAAGAAUCUGUAAAAGAAAAACUACAUACACUUUUGAGCAAUGUAUUAAAAGAAGCUGAAGGAAAUAUUGCUCUUAAAUCAAAUAUUUCCAAAUUGCAAAAAGAAUUACAAAUGGUAACAAAUUUAUGCGAAAGUACCAAAUCUGAGUUACAAUUAAAAAUUAAACUGUGCGAUGAACUCGAAACAAAACUACAUAAAACAAAGACAGAAUAUGAUAAUUUGAAAGAAACUAUAUGUAACAAAGUCGAGGAACAAACGACUUCAAAAGAAGAAAUGAUGAUUUUAAAGAAGGAAAACCAAAGCCUACAAAGGGAAAUUGAAUUAAAGACAGAUAUAGAAGAAAAAGUUGAAAGACUGAAAGAGGAAAAUUUAAUAUUAGAAGAUAAAGUUCGAAUUCUCGAAGAACAAAUUGUUUUAAAUAAGAAAGAAAAAGAAGAAUACAUGUCCAAACUGAAACAUUCCGAAGAACAACAAACCACUACACAACUUGCAGAUCAGAGGUCAAAGGAAUUGAUUGAAGAAUAUGAAAAUGAAAAAAUAGAUUUGGAAAAGAAGAAUAAAAAUUUACUUGAAAUAAAGGAACAAUUGGAGGAUUCACAAGAUAAACUCAAAUUGGAUAUAGAAAGUUUAUCACAGAAAGUCAGUGAAAGUGAAUUUCAUGUCACAAAAUUAAAAUCAGAAAUAGAAAAAUUGCACAAAGAAAUAAAUCGUUUAGAAAAUUAUAAUACCGAACAAGAAUCGAAAUUUCAAACUUUACUUGAAAAAUUGAAAGAAAAAGAUGCAGAGAAUAGUAAAAUAGGAGGUGAACAAGAUGUUUUACAUGAAAAAAUAACAAGCAUUCAAAAUGCCAAAGUUACAGUUGAAACUGAGAACAGAGUAUUACAAGAUGAAAUACAUAAACUAAAAUUAGACAAUUCUUCUUUGAUAAACGACAAUAACGAAUUAAAUUCUAAGUUAAAAGAGAUCAUAGCACAAAAUACUGCUUUAGAUUCGGAAAAUAAGAGUAAUCUUAAAGAAUUAAAUGUUAUUAAAGAUAGUAAUACAUAUCUACAAGAAAAAGUGAAUAUUAUAAAGAAACAACAUGAAGAUGACAUACAAUCGCUAGAAAUUUUGAGGAAUGAAAAUUCCGAUUUAAAGAGAAAACUUGAUGAAAAUAAUGCAAAUUUCCAUGAGUUACAGAAAAACUUUAAAAACUUGGAAUCCGAAAACAUGGUUCUUAAAAAUCAGUGUGCGACCAUUUCUAAUAAUGUAAAAGAAUUAGAAAUUGAAAUGCUCCAAGUACGAAAUUCACAUAUAGAAAUUGAAAAGGAAAAGGAUCAUUUAAAUACCGUAAUUAAAAAUUUAGAAACGCACGAAAAAUCACUGGAUGUUUUAAAUGAUGUACAUACACAAACUAGUCAAGCUCACGAUUUCAAAGAUAAAAGUGUUCAGACGAACGUCGAAACUAUAAGCAAUACUUUUGAUACAACUAAUUUGACGAGUAGUUCUAUUCAAAGUGAUUAUGCUGUACUGAAGGAAGAAAACAGACGUUUGCGUUCUGAUAUUGAAGGCCUACAAACUUAUCUAACGAAAAUUUCAAAAGAAAAUAGUGAUCUGAACGAUAAGCUAAGAGAAGUGAUUACAUCUAAUGACAAUUUUACGGAACGAAGUGAAAUAUCGCAGUACGAUAUAGAGGCCCUUAAAAAUGAAAUUCAAUCUGGAAGACACAAAAUCGACAAUUUAACAAGAGAAAAUACACUACUUGCAGAAGAAAAUUUGGAACUUAAAGAUCAAAUACAUUUUCAAAGUUUGAAUAAUUCAGAUCCUAUUAACGAUCAAAUAAAUGACGACAAAAAUUUGCAUGAUAUAACUAAAAAAUAUAAUAAUUUAUUAGAAAGAAAAAAUGCUUUGGAACAAAGAGUCAAGGAUUUAGAGAAUGUAAACUUUUCUGCUAAUGCUAAUCUGCAGGAAGUACAAGAAAACAAUGAUAAAUUGAGGCUCUCAAAUGAUAAAUUAGGAAGGCGGUUGGAUGAAGCCCUUGUUAGUCUGAGACAUUUGCAUUCAUUGCAAGAGAACACUGAAUUAGAGUAUUUAAGAAACAUUUUAUAUGAAUAUAUGACAGGAUCAGGAACACAUUCUUUAACUCUAGCAAAGGUACUAUCAGCAGUGGUUAAAUUUAGCGACUCCCAAACUGAACUUGUUAUGCAAAAGGAAAGGGAGAGGCAAGGAAUUUUGCGGCAACUUGGCAUUGUAUGAUAACUAAUGUGGCAAAAAAAGUUUAAGUAUUCCAGUAUUGAAGGACAUUUUAUAAAGUUUUUCAUAUAAACUGUAAUUUUUAAAAGACUUCAAUUAAGGAUACGGACAUAAGCAAUUUUCAUAUAACAUAUUAAAAUACAUUUUAAUAGUAUUAAAAGCGGAGCUUCU
Papilio machaon (common yellow swallowtail) is the source of this 4559-nucleotide messenger RNA. RefSeq names its product golgin subfamily A member 4. The record is from RefSeq and is a predicted model, not a curated record. Gene Ontology annotation, biological process: Golgi vesicle transport. Gene Ontology annotation, molecular function: small GTPase binding. Bases 78 to 4391 code for a protein of 1437 amino acids. The transcript has 8 exons. Gene Ontology annotation, cellular component: Golgi apparatus. NCBI's taxonomy places the organism in Eukaryota, Metazoa, Arthropoda, Insecta, Lepidoptera, Papilionidae.